GGUCCUGUGUGGGGGGUGAGAGGGGAGGGGUGGUUGUGGUGCGGGGGAUGGGGAAGCCGAUCCGCGCGAUUGAAUUUGCGAGCGCGGUGACGUCACGGCGGCGGAGCGCGCGGGGGUCUCAGUGCCCGCGAUGAGCGAGGGCGGCGCGCAUCGCCCUCCCCGCGCCCUCCCCGCGCUCCUCUCCCCGCGCCCCUCUCCCCGCACUCUCGCAAGCACUGCCGCCGCCGCCGCGCUCUCCCCUCAUCGCUCUCCAUCAUGGAUGUUUACCAACAAGAAUAAUAACAACAGUCACAGACAGGACUGGUAGGGCACAGCAGCAGCAACAGCAGGAGGAGGAGGAGGGAUGAACCCCGAGAUUCUCAUCGAUGCCAUGGGCGACAUCCACCACGAGCAGACGCAGCCCGGAGCGCUGAUGAGCGCCGCGCACAGCCCUCACCACCGCCACCCGCAGCAGCAGCAGCCGCCCUCGUACGAGCUGCCCGCCCCGGGCCGCGCCUCCAUGGUGCCCGGCAUGGUGGCCUCGAUGCUGGACGGGAGCGACUACCGCGGGGAGCACGGACUGCACGCGGCCAUCUCCAUGGGCUGCGAGUCCCCGCCCGGCGUCGGCUUGAGCGGCGGCGGCGGCGGCGGGGGGGGCGGGGGGGGCGGGGGGGGCACCUACGCGACGCUGACCCCGCUGCAGCCUCUCCCACCCAUCUCGACCGUGUCGGACAAAUUCCACCACCACCACCAUCACCACCAGCAGCACCAGCAGCACCACCAGCAGCAGCAGCAGCAGCAGCGGCUGGCGCACAACCUCAGCGGGUCGUUCACGCUCAUGCGCGACGACCGGACCCCGCUGCCGGCCUCCGUCAGCAGCAUCUACGGCCACUACCACAAGGAGAUGGCGGCCAUGGGACCGGCUCUGCCGCCGCCGCCGCCGCUCGCCUGCUCGGGCCUCGGCAACGGCCUCGCGGCCAUGCACGCGGCCCAGCACGCGGCCCAGCAGCCGCCGUCGGCCUACGGGCACCCGCCGGGCGCGGCGCUGUGCGCGGGGGACAAGGUGCUCGGAGGCUUCGAUGGCCACGCGGCCAUGCUGAGCCGCGCGGAUCAGUCGCUGGGACGCGGUCUCGCAUCUCCCGCCGCGGGGAUGAUGUCCCUGAACGGGAUGCAAACUCACCCUCACCACCCGCACCCUCACCACCACCACCACCACCCGCACCAUCCUCACCACCCCUCACCACCACCACCAUCACCACCACCACGGGGCCAUGCUGGCCGCCAGAGCCAUCAUGGUGGACAGGCGGAGGAGAUCAACACGAGGGAGGUGGCGCAACGGAUCAGCACGGAGCUGAAGCGCUACAGCAUCCCGCAGGCUGUGUUCGCGCAGCGCGUGCUGUGCCGCUCGCAAGGGACGCUGUCCGACCUGCUGCGCAACCCGAAGCCGUGGAGCAAACUCAAGUCGGGCCGCGAGACGUUCCGGCGCAUGUGGAAGUGGCUCCAGGAGCCCGAGUUCCAGAGGAUGUCGGCGCUCAGACUGGCGGCCUGUAAGCGCAAGGAGCAGGAGCAGGGCCGCGACAGCGGCGCCUCGCAGCCCAAGAAACCGCGCCUCGUCUUUACCGACGUGCAGAGGCGCACGCUGCUCGCCAUCUUCAAGGAGAACCGCCGGCCCUCCAAGGAGAUGCAGGUGACCAUCGCCCAGCAGCUGGGCCUGGAGCUCACCACGGUCAGCAACUUCUUCAUGAACGCGCGGCGCCGCAGCCUCGACAAGUGGCAGGACGAGGGCGGGGGGUUGCUGGGGGGGGCCGCCUCGUCAGGGGGGGCGGGAGCCUCCUCCUCCCAGCAGCAGCCGCCUUCGUCUUCCUCCGCGGCGUCCUGCGGCGGCGGCGGCAGCAAGGCUUGAGGGAGUGUGCGGAGCGGCGUGACGUGAGAUCGGCAGUGGCGAGAGGGAGGGGGCGGCGCAGGGGAGAUGAUGUGAACGGAAGGAGGCGAAGGGACCGAUGGCGAUGAGUCUUCGCCUGCGCCGACGACCUCGUGAAGAGCAGCCGCACCCCUCCC
Messenger RNA from Lethenteron reissneri (Far Eastern brook lamprey), 2037 nucleotides. Its product is annotated as hepatocyte nuclear factor 6-like. Gene Ontology annotation, cellular component: nucleus. Gene Ontology annotation, molecular function: RNA polymerase II cis-regulatory region sequence-specific DNA binding; DNA-binding transcription factor activity, RNA polymerase II-specific. Gene Ontology annotation, biological process: regulation of transcription by RNA polymerase II. The record is from RefSeq and is a predicted model, not a curated record. NCBI's taxonomy places the organism in Eukaryota, Metazoa, Chordata, Hyperoartia, Petromyzontiformes, Petromyzontidae.